UCCGUUACCAUUAUUUUCGCUGAAUUCUGAAAAUGGGCGAUAAAACCGAAGAGCAAAACCAUGAAGUAGAAGCAAAGCAUCAGUCAGAGAGCGAACCCUCAACGAUGACAAUGUCGGAAAUCGAGACACCUCAGGAUGAGGGAAAACCCUCAUUGGAAACUCUGAAAAAGCUCGAAAGUUUCUGCUUCAGCAUCUGGCCGCCGACGCAGAAAACCCGCGACGCCGUUAUCGAGCGCCUCAUCGCGACGCUGUCGUCGCCGUCGAUUUUGUCCAAGCGUUACGGCACUAUUCCCCGCGGGAAUGCUUCCGAUAUCGCUAUGCGUAUCGAAGAGGAGGCGUUCAACGCCGCCGGAGCGUCGGCGAACGCCGAUGGCGCGGACGGAAUCGAGAUCGUCCAGGUCUACUCCAAGGAGGUGAGCAAGCGGAUGCUCGAAGGGAUCAAGUCCAGAUCCGCCGAUUCGCCGCCGCCGGAGAUUGUGCCGGAGAGGGAGAGUGUGCCGGCGCCGCAGGAGAGCAACAAGCUCUACGCUCUCCUUGAAACGGUGGCCCCUGAGGCCGCGCCUUAAAAUCCGCAUUGAGGUUUCUAGAGACAUUAUAUAUAUAUAUAUAUAUAUAUAUAUUUGCAGUUGGAACGUUAUUGGAGUUGAGUUAAUUGAAAAUGCUCGUUUCAUGAUAAUUUGAGAUCUAGUCGUGUUGUCUUUGGAUUUACAACACUGCUUUACACUCCUUAUAAUAAUAUAAUAUUCAGUCUUUAUUAAACUUA
Molecule: messenger RNA, 763 nt
Organism: Ipomoea triloba (trilobed morning glory)
Lineage: Eukaryota; Viridiplantae; Streptophyta; Magnoliopsida; Solanales; Convolvulaceae
Product: MFP1 attachment factor 1-like
Exons: 1
Coding region: 33-566 (177 amino acids)
Biological process (GO): lateral root development; mitotic cell cycle
Source: RefSeq, a predicted model, not a curated record